ACAGUAACGUUAGCAUCAAGAUAGCUUGUUAGCUACAUGGCUGUGUCGCUAGUAUAGAUUCAAUGUUAAUAACAGCGAUAGGCAACUUUUUUGCUUAACGUUAUCAUCACAUGGGGGUUUUACUUGCGUUGUAGACGUAUUUGUUGGACAAGCUAGCUAAUGUCAGUUAUGUUAUGUUCAAUGUGUUCUCUGCUGAAAUGAUGAUGAAGAUGAUUCGGUUAGCUAACGUUAUCAUGGUCCGGAAGAAAUGUAUGAGGAAGCCCAAGUAAUAGCUAGGUAGCAAUCGCUAGCGAGCUAGGUGACGAACUGGUCAGAUGUUCAAGUCGGUAACGUUAACUGUGCAAAGCGAUGUUGGAUGAAGAUUAUUGUAUCCUUGAAUUAUAAUAUUAUUUGGUGCUAUUCGUAUUAACGUUAUGCCAGACCAUUCGCAUUAGCAGUGGGGAAAGCGAUUACAUGCUAUUAAGUUAGCUAGCCAGGAAUUUCUUUUUGGGCAACGUUGGAGGGCUAGCCAACGUCAGAUGAGUUAGCUAAUGUCAGUAGCUAUAGUGUUGAGCAAGUGGCUAGCCUUAGGUAUGUAGGGUAGGCCUAAUGUUGAAAGUCACCACUUCAGAAGAUUACUCAGUAUCGGGUAACACUAUUACUUAUAGUUUUGUUUGGCUUACUUAACAGCGGUGUUACCCCAGGGUCGCUACUGGUCUUGCUGGCACGAUCUGAUUGUUUGCGUAGCACUGGGUAGCCGGUGGAAUCUAUCUCCUUGAAUAAGGAAAGGCCCGACAGAGGAUGCCAGCUCCGAUCAGACUGCGGGAGCUGAUCCGGACCAUCCGGACGGCCCGGACCCAGGCCGAGGAGCGAGAGAUGAUCCAGAAAGAGUGCGCUGCCAUCCGCUCAUCCUUCAGGGAAGAGGACAACACCUACCGCUGCCGAAACGUGGCCAAGCUGCUCUAUAUGCAUAUGUUGGGUUACCCGGCACACUUUGGCCAGUUGGAGUGCCUGAAGCUGAUUGCAUCCCAGAAGUUCACUGACAAGCGGAUAGGGUACUUGGGGGCCAUGUUGCUGCUGGAUGAGAGGCAGGACGUCCAUCUACUAAUGACAAACUGCAUCAAGAAUGACCUGAACCACAGCACACAGUAUGUGCAGGGCUUGGCCUUGUGCACCCUCGGCUGCAUGGGCUCGUCGGAGAUGUGUCGUGAUCUGGCUGGAGAGGUGGAGAAGCUCCUCAAAACAUCAAACUCCUACCUGAGGAAAAAGGCGGCGCUGUGUGCUGUCCACGUUAUCAGGAAGGUCCCAGAGCUGAUGGAGAUGUUCCUCCCAGCGACGAAAAACCUGCUCAGCGAGAAGAACCACGGUGUCCUCCACACAUCUGUGGUUCUGCUCACUGAAAUGUGUGAGAGAAGUCCAGAUAUGCUUUCACACUUCAGAAAGAAUGAGAAGCUGGUCCCACAGCUGGUGAGAAUCCUGAAGAACCUGAUCAUGUCCGGGUAUUCGCCCGAGCACGAUGUGUCCGGCAUUAGCGACCCCUUCUUGCAGGUGCGAAUAUUGAGGCUACUGAGAAUUCUAGGCAAAGGGGAUGAUGACUCCAGUGAAGCUAUGAAUGACAUUCUUGCACAGGUUGCGACCAAUACAGAAACAAGUAAAAAUGUAGGCAAUGCAAUUCUCUAUGAGACGGUUCUAACCAUUAUGGACAUCAAAUCAGAAAGUGGAUUAAGGGUGUUGGCCAUUAACAUCCUUGGACGCUUCUUACUCAACAAUGAUAAAAACAUCAGAUAUGUUGCGCUGACGUCUCUACUGAAGACCGUGCAGACAGACCACAACGCUGUGCAGAGGCAUCGGAGCACCAUUGUGGACUGCUUGAAAGAUUUAGACGUUUCGAUCAAGCGGCGGGCGAUGGAGCUGAGUUUUGCCCUGGUCAACGGCAACAACAUACGGGGCAUGAUGAAGGAGCUGCUCUACUUCCUGGACUCGUGCGACCCGGAGUUCAAAGCCGACUGUGCAUCUGGAGUGUUCCUGGCGGCCGAGAAGUACGCACCCUCCAAGAGAUGGCACAUAGACACGAUCAUGAGGGUCCUGACUACGGCGGGGAGCUAUGUCCGGGACGAUUCGGUCCCCAACCUGAUCCAGCUUAUCACGAACAGUGUGGAGAUGCAUGCUUACACUGUGCAGAGACUCUACAAAGCACUGCUGGAUGACAUCUCACAGCAACCUCUGGUGCAGGUGGCGUCCUGGUGCAUAGGGGAGUACGGAGACCUGCUGGUGUCAGGACAGUGUGAAGAGGAGGAGCCCAUCCAGGUUACUGAAGAUGAGGUAUUGGAUGUGUUGGAAGGCCUCCUCGUCUCCAAUCUCUCCACCCCUGUUACCCGUGGUUACUCCCUGACUGCCAUCAUGAAGCUCUCGACUCGCUUCAGCAGUGUAAACCGCAUCAAGAAGGUUGUGUCCAUAUACGGGAGUAGUAUAGACGUGGAGCUGCAGCAGAGGGCUGUGGAGUAUAAUGCACUUUUCAAGAAAUAUGAUCACAUGAGGCCUGCCUUACUAGAGCGCAUGCCCAUUAUGGAGAAGACCUCCACUAAUGGCCCCACAGAGAUUGUGCAGACCAAUGGGGAGACGGAGUCCGCUGUACUAGACACGAAACUCACACCUGCUGUUCCUCAACCCGCCAGUCAGGCUAAUGAUCUGUUGGACCUGCUGGGUGGCAACGACGUGGUUCCUGUGAUCCAGACCUCUGUACCCACCAAGCCUGCCUCUGCUGGAGGCGAGCUCCUGGAUCUCCUCGGGGAUCUCUCUCUGACUGGUGGUCCUACCCCUGCCCCUGCUCCCUCUGCUCCCAUCUCCCAGCCCCCCUUCCUCCUGGACGGCCUGUCCUCACAACCCCUGUUUAACGACACCGCAGCAGGUAUCCCUCCCAUGACGGCGUACAAUAAAAAUGGCCUGAAAAUCGACUUCACCUUCGAGAGGUCGAACCAAAAUCCCAAUAUCUCGGUCAUCACCAUCCACGCCACCAACUCGACAGAGGCGGAGAUGACGGAGUUUGUUUUCCAGGCUGCAGUACCAAAGACAUUCCAGCUGCAGCUGCUGUCCCCUAGCAGUAAUAUAGUCCCGGCGCUCAACCAGGGAAAUGUCACGCAGGUCAUCAGAGUACUCAACCCACAGAAGCAACAACUGCGAAUGAGGGUCAAAUUGACAUACACCCACAAAGGCACCCCUGUGCAAGACUUGGCCGAGGUCAACAACUUUCCCCCGCAGUCCUGGCAGUGACAUGUUGCCUGCUCUCCCUCUUAAAAGACCCCAAUCAAGGGAACUAUGGGAAAGAGUCCCCCCCCGUCCCCCUCUCCCCGUCCCCAUUCUGGCCCCCCCUUGUGACAUCGCCCGCAGACCGACCACCGCCCCCAGGGGUUGCAUGGGAGUCAGCGGUACAUUCUUGACCCACAGAGAACCAACCAACCAGACGACGAUGGUAUGAAGACCAUGACAACGACUGUGACAAUGAUGAUGCAUCAUCUGAAAUAUCAGAGAAAAAACAUAUCCGAAUACCAAUUACUGUCUCUAUGAUUUGGUCUCGCUCCCCUCUUUCCUUCUUUCACCUUUAUUCAGCACUAAAGUCUCUACUCCUUGUCUUACACACGCACACAGACACACACACACACACACACACACACACUCACACUCACACUCACACUCACACUCACACUCACACUCACUCACUCUCCAUUUCCUGCCCACUUUGGUCACUUCCUGUCAUCCUAACAAGGAUUUCACCUCUCCAUUCACAAGAAGUAAUUUUCUAUGAGCGCUUGUGUAACCCCUCUCGUUUUUUUUUCUUUUCUUAUUAUUUGUGUUUUUAAUCUAACCCUCAAUGGAGUGUCUUUUUUUUUUUUUUUUUUUUUUUUUUGGGGUUUUAAGGAAACAUUUGCAACGGCUAGAAGAAUAUGUCCAAUAUACACACUUAACAUUUUUGGAAUUAGGAAAAUGUCACUUUUGGAAUGGGGCUGGGAAACAAAUUUUCCAUUAAUCUCUCUUAAAGUCUCUAUCCAGCAAAUUGUCAUUUAAAUGCUUUCCUAACAUCUAUCCAGACAUACGGUUAUUUUAUUUUGUUAAAAACUCUAAGGCAUUAAUCAUGGCUUUGAAAGGUUAGCCUCCCAGAUAAUCUCUAUUUGUUUCACCUCUGAGUGCUAGUUUUGACCUGUUGUAUAUUUUUCAGCGGCUAACACAGGUUACAGAGUGAAUUGCAGUUGCUGACUUGAAGGACUUGAGCGAGAGCUAGGACAGUAGGUCUAAGGCCCCUCCAGCUAGCCAGAGAUGACCGGGGUAAGACACACACAUGCAUCUCUGUAGAGCACACCACCAACACUGGUUGGUGAGCAGCCCAUUGAGCCGCUGAAAAGCUUUUAGAUGACCUAACCUGGACUUUUUUUUCUUCCCCUUUGCAAGUGUUUGCCUUUGUUUGGAUUGGAAUGAGGUUUCCCAGGGUGACUAGUUUACCUCCAACAGAGGGCUGUGUGGGGGGAUUAAGUGAUGCAGUCUCAUAGGGAUUGAUUUAAAAUGUUUGGUUUAGGUGAUAACUUUAUUAAUAAUAAUAAUAAUAAAAUAAAGCAUCAUGAUGCACAGCCUGUCAGAGCGGUUUUCCAAAUGCAUUGUGGGCAAACAUGGAAUAGAUUGCCCAUAUGUCUACUGGUUUGUGUACAUAAUAGAUCAGUACAAUUUGGCAUGAAAUUUGAUUCAUGGCUUUGGGUAUUCACGCCAGUCUCAGAAGACAUUUGCAGUUUUAAUCUGGCUUAGACAUUGUACACAUAUGUUGUGAAUGUAGUUACAUGCACUGAAUGCAUUUUUUUUUUUUUCCUGAAGAUUUGUAGGCAUGUUAUUUUGAAGUUGACUAUGUCAUGGGCAGCACUUUUUCUGUUACUUUUUUCUGUAGUACUUUUUUUCUUUUUCUCAUUUUUUGUUUCUUUCUUUUUGUUCUCUCUUAUUUAGAUUGUUUCAAAUGAUGCCUGAUUUUUUUUGGAAUCUAUGUGCCUUUCGCCAUAACUGGUAGAUAUGAAGCCCUCAAAAGUCUUGUUGAUGUCACGCAGCGGGUUCACUUCCCACCAGGGGUGAGGUUCGUUUGACCUUUCGGUCACGGUCCCUUUCACUCGCAUCAGUUUCGUUUUUCUCACCGGCGCUGAUAAACAAAUGCCGAGAGAGCUACUCCUAGGUCCGUAAGCCUCAGGCUGUAGUUAAACCACUGACCGGAGCUGGUCCCUUUCUCUUGCUUGACCGUGUUGUUUGAGAACAUUAACCUGCAUACCUCACAAUGUGUCACCAUUCUUGUUGUCAAUGAUCAACGGCGUCAUGACUGUCACGUGUAACCACUUGCAUACCUUUGGGACGUCAGCAGGGCACCCACGCAUUUCUCUUCCACCGCUAACUAGCUCGGCUGCCUACCAGCUUCUGCUUUUCUCGGGGUGUAUCCAUCCAAUUGGAGUGUUGACUCCCCUAUGCCACAGUGUCUAACAUUUGUGACCAAAUCAGAUGUUCUUUUGCUUAUUUUGGAAAUAUUUUUGAGCAAUGUAUAUGGAAAAAAAACACUUCCUUCUAUUAGUUAGGGUAUUUUCUUUUCGUUUCAUUUGUUUUGUUUUGACUUGGCUAUCUCUGCUUUUUUCUGUACAUAUUGAGGGCUUUUAAGAUGCAUAAACUUGUCUUGCUCAUCCCUUUUUUUAGAUACCAACAUUUUUCUAAGACUUCCUUCCAGAACAGCACAGUGUAUAUUGUCUUAAGAUCUCAAGUCCAGAUCAUGGUCUCAUUGAAAGACUUACCUGUCUCAAUGUCUUGAAAAACGAAAUGUAAUAUCUGCUGCCUGUAUAUUGUACAUAAUUGUAAAACACAAAAGACCAGAUCAAAUAAAUUCCCAUUUGAAGACAUGUUAAGAUUAGAUCGGGACUAAAAUUGUAUACAUGUGUAAAAAAAAUAACAUGUAUGAGCGAUGUUAUUACUUUCUCCUCCUCUCUCUUGAUUGCAUACGACUCUUUUUUUUUUUUUUUUUUUUCUCUCUUAUGCUGUCUGGGUGGCCAUUGGCACUGCAUGAUGUAGGGCUAAAGGGACACUGCUGUUCUAUGCCGUGCAGCGACACAGGCAGGGGCCGCUGUGUGUGUGUGUGUGUGUGUGUGUGUGUUUGAAGGCCAGUGUAUUGGCAUGGUCCUCUAGGAAAGAAGGUCUGGAAGUGGAAUGGGACCGUUGCCAGUGGUGCGGCAGCCCUCCUCCCACCCUCACCCUUCGCCUCAUUGUGUUGCUUACUGUGGCUAACACAUCGGGGAUAAUGACUACAGGCCCAGUCCACCUGCUAAUUAAUAGACUACCUGCCGACAGAGCAGACGCUUUCUCGCGGUCAGAUCUCGCACUGUUUGCUUUCUGUCUUUUGGCUGAAAGGUUACUCUGAUUCCCCUCUUGAGGCCCAUCAUUCUCCACUAUCCAUCACAAUUUGACUGCUCACCAUAGAUUCCGCUUUGUGUCUGUCAGAACUAGGUUAGGCUCUUGGUCACUAUACUGCUGACUGAUGAUGGCUUAUUUCUCACUUGAGGGUGCAGUGAGUGGUGGGGCUGCAUUAGUUAUGCCGAAUGUGAGUCCACAAACUCUUUGAGACCAUCAUAUCAUUCAACGAGUCCAUUAUCACUGUACAAUCACCAUGUCUUGACUGACCGGCACAUCCCUUGGGUGAUACAAUGAGCUUAUGUUUUAUUAUUGUGAUGGCAUACUUUUUUAAAAUUAGCUUUUUCUUUUGGGGCGAAACACGAAAGGCAGUGUGAAUUGCCAACAACAUGACUUUCUUUCACGUCAGCGGUAGUUGGCUAAAUUGAUAUUGCCACCUCUUUUUGUUUUAUUUUCUAAUAUAGCGCAGUGGCAAUAAUCCACAUGGUGGAUGUUUUUGCAACUGAGGUCCAGAGCUGCUUAAUAUUUGAGAAGGAGGAAAAGGACAUCAGAGGAGACUGUUUGUUAUGUACUUCAGGCUAAGCGCCACAAGGGGGAGCGCUCAUGGAUUAUUAUGGUCUUUGGGAAGGGAAUACUGGAAAGUUGUCUCGUUUUUUUUUUUUUUUUUGUCCCAUGUUUUCUUUAUUUGUUACUUUUUCACCAGCAAAGUUGGUGACCUCCCUGCUUUAAAUUUCCCUGAUUUAUGAAUGAUUUAUACAGAUUUUGUCUCUGCCUUUUAAUUAUAAAUUAUGAAGGGUGAAUAUCUAUACAACUGUAGUUAUGAUACUGCAAAUGAAUAUUCAAGAGAAAUCCUUUGGAAAUCUGUGCUGCUGAUAAAGCUUUUUUUCUUUUGGUUAAUCAGCCCAUAUAAUUGUGUGUAUCUGUUGUGUUUGUGUGAAUGUGUAUGUGUGAGUGAGUGUGUGUUGCCAUGUCUGACAGCACCUCCUCACCUGUCAGGAUGUGUGUGCGUCUUUGGCUGCGAUGAUUUUUCGUUGAUUCUCUGCUGCAUGUGAGAAUCGUUUGUAAAUAGUCAUUUCUACUCUAUGUAAACUUCUUGUGGAAAAAAUGCAAGUUCAAAAUAAUCAGUAAAUUCACCACACCUCCUUUGAUGGCUUGGAACUGACAUCUUUGUACAUUUGGACAUGUUCUGUAAAGAAAAUAUAUAUACAUAUAAAUAUAUAUAAAAAAGAAAAACAAAUUACUGUCCAAUGCAGCGAUCAGCUUUUUACUCUGGAUGAGCUAUGGGUUUGGGUCACGUUGUUCAUAUGGGUGUAGUUGUCUGUUGGCAGGUGGUUACUCCAUGCGUAGAGCUCUUGGACAAACCCAUUUUCUCAUGCUCCCUCUUUGUGAACUGAAGAAAAUAGAAAAGAUACCCGUUGUUCUUUUGGAAAGUGAAACUCUACAUUGUACCCCUGAAAAGAUUUUACACUGGCUGUUCUACCACAUUUGAUUUGUGAGGGAGAAAAACUUUUUCCACAUGAUGGGCUUGACAUGUUGAACUAAAUCAGAGUCCUGUGUCUUCAAGAAGAGUGUCGGACUGAAAAAAAUAUAAUGAUGAUGACUAUGAUGAUGAAGAUGAAUAAAAUGAGAGGUUGUAAACUACUAGAUGGGAUAUUUUAGACUUAUGCUGUGUAUUAUUGUCUUUGGGUUGGAGAUAUGAUCAAGAAAAUAAAAAGUCAAAAUGAAAACUA
This is a messenger RNA of Alosa alosa (allis shad), 8123 nucleotides long. RefSeq names its product adaptor related protein complex 1 subunit gamma 1 (gene ap1g1). Gene Ontology annotation, cellular component: membrane coat; AP-1 adaptor complex; Golgi apparatus. The record is from RefSeq and is a predicted model, not a curated record. NCBI's taxonomy places the organism in Eukaryota, Metazoa, Chordata, Actinopteri, Clupeiformes, Clupeidae. Gene Ontology annotation, molecular function: clathrin-cargo adaptor activity. The transcript has 24 exons. The coding region runs from base 781 to 3249 and encodes 822 amino acids. Gene Ontology annotation, biological process: intracellular protein transport; Golgi to vacuole transport; receptor-mediated endocytosis.